AUGGGCAACGCAUUCUCCCUCGUCCGCCUAGCGCUAACCGAAUUUCUCGAUAACCUACGCACUUUCCAAACUCUUCAAGACCGCAUACAGCGUUCUCCAGGUCUCCCCCUACCAAACCCAAGUCGUUCAUUUUGGUCCUAUCCACCUUCUCCUAUCGCUACCCACGUUUCCCAGCUCCCAGCUCAUGCAGACUUUGUCAUCAUUGGCUCGGGUAUCACUGGGACCGCGCAUGCUGACGGGCAUAAUGUCACUGUACUCGUGUUGGAAGCUAGAGAUGCGUGUUCAGGUGCGACUGGCAGAAAUGGCGGCCACAUCUCACCUCCUCUAUAUCAUGACUACCCCUCGCUCAAGCGCGAUCACGGGCAAGCCGUCGCCCAAAAGAUGAUCAAGUUCAGGCUAGCGCACCUUCAAGAACUACGCAGUGCCGCCGAGCAGGAAGGCAUUCUUGCAGAGUCUCAGUGGCGGGAGGUAGAAUCCGUAGAUGUGUUCUAUGACUCGGACUUGUUCGAGAAGGCGAAGGCAAAGGUCCAGAAAUACAAAGCCGACCUUCCCUUCGAAGCUGAGCACCAUCAAGUGCACGAAGCUCAUGAGGCUAUUGAGAAAUUCCGCCUAGCACCCGACACCCUCGGUUGCAUAUCUUCCAGCGCAGGCGCAAUCCAUCCAUAUCAAUUCGUCACCGGUAUCCUCGCAAAGCUCCUAUCACGAUACCCCGACACCUUCUCACUCUGCACCAACACACCAUGCACCUCCAUCUCACCUCCAACCUCCAACACCCCAUAUUACACCCUCUCCACCCCCCGCGGCAUCAUCACAACCCCCCACGUCAUCCACGCAACCAACGGCUGGGCAUCUACCCUCCUCGAAAAGCUCCGCGCUAAGAUCGUUCCCUUUCGGGGCAACAUGUCAGCCCAACGCCCUGGUCAAUCCCUCCCUAUCCCUCAAUCUACCACCCAUCGCUCCUUCAUCUUCUACACCAGAGCCAUAGGCUACGAUUACCUCACCCAACUUCCCACAGGCGAACAUGAACUCAUGCUAGGCGGUGGAUUCGCACAAGACGGGGACGAGGGGUACGAAGCUAUGGGGAACACGGACGACACGUCGUAUAGCAAACGUAUCGGCGCGCAUUUGUCUGGUGUCCUUCCUCAGUAUUUCGGGGAGGAUAAUUGGGGGAAGGAAAGCGUGCUUAUGGAUGAGGGCGAGGAUGCGGGGGAAUGGGCGGAGGGACGCGUUAAGGCGUUGUGGAGCGGGAUUCUGGGCAUCUCGGUCGAUCUAAUCCCCUGGGUUGGUCGUUUGCCGCGUGUAGUGUCUGGAAGGAAUGAGCCGCCGUUGAGUUCGGUUGUGAAGAGUGAGAAGGAGGAAGAGGGUGAGUCAGUGCAUGUGGGUGCCCCGCCGGGGGAGUGGAUUGCAGCGGGGUAUACGGGUGAGGGGAUGGUGCAUGCAUGGUUAAGCGGGAAGGCUCUUGCCGAGAUGGUACUGGGGCGUGAAGUGGAGGGCGGGCUUGGAGAGUGGUUCCCGGAUAUGAUGCGAGUUACUGAGAAGAGGUGGAAGAAGGCCAAGGCGGAGAAUUUACUCGAUGCAUUGAAUGAUGAUUAA
Messenger RNA from Suillus paluster, 1593 nucleotides. RefSeq names its product FAD dependent oxidoreductase. Gene Ontology annotation, cellular component: cytoplasm. Bases 1 to 1593 code for a protein of 530 amino acids. Gene Ontology annotation, molecular function: oxidoreductase activity. Lineage: Eukaryota; Fungi; Basidiomycota; Agaricomycetes; Boletales; Suillaceae. The transcript is spliced from 5 exons. The record is from RefSeq and is a predicted model, not a curated record.